AUGGCUUCGUUCAAGGGUCAGGCUAGUAGUCUACUGCUCGGCGCCUCAGAGGAUGGCUUCUGUGUGUAUGACGUUGUGAACGGCUGUACUGUCCAGUGUGAUACCGCAGGCCUCCCUUUGGGUGCUAUGGUGGAUGCUGCCUUCCUGCCGUCUGGUGGUGGCUUGCGGACUUUGUUCGUUCUGAAUGCUAUGAAGCCUGAAGUCUGUGUAUAUUCUCUUACUUCUACUCAGAGGUAUACCAAGUUCUGUGUGACUGCUAAUGGAGAUAGCUCAGCAGGAGUCGGAUACCUCGUCCAGAUUCAUAAUACAGGCAUUGGGUGUUCCUUAGAUGCUGCUACCUACUGGCUGGCCAUAUCAAUGGAGAUAUCCGCUUAUGGGACCUGGGAGGUGCCCCUUCUGAUCAAGUUGGUCGCCGCCAAGUUUGAGGGUUCCGUUCGAGCCUCGAUUCCCAAAUGCACAACUCAUGGCGAUAUCGGUGGUGCGGGGGAGUUCGAUCAACAAUCUGAGGAGGUGUUGGCUUUGGCUGCUUAUCAAGGUGAUUCCGAUGCCGGUUACGUGUUAUCCGGGGGUAGUGCAGGAUCUAUCAUCAUGUGCCCAGAUAGACCUGCUGGUGUGAAGAAGAUACGUGGCUGCCCUACUGAACGACUUUACGCCCUCACAUCUGGGAGAGCCCUUAUUGUCAUUGAUAUAGAGGCAGACUUCCUCCACUCGAAAUGGGACAAGGUCGAUAGCGUAGAUCUGAGCGCCUCUGGGGGUGGUGGAGCCGUACCCACAGCAGUUGCUUUGGUUUGCGACGAUGAGGAGUGCCUAGUUUUGUUCGGAGAGGAGACAGGCGUGGUAGGACUGUCUCUGUACAUAGAAUACGGAGAGAUGCGGCAGACGGCUAUAUAG
This is a messenger RNA of Perkinsus marinus ATCC 50983, 891 nucleotides long. RefSeq lists its product as hypothetical. Lineage: Eukaryota; Perkinsozoa; Perkinsida; Perkinsidae. The record is from RefSeq and is a predicted model, not a curated record. The transcript is spliced from 9 exons. Bases 1 to 891 code for a protein of 296 amino acids.